CGACCCCUGACGUCACCCUGCAGGAUCGCAAACAUGGCGGAGCCCUCCCUCGGGAAUGCGAGCCCAGGAGGUUCAGCAGGUUCCGAUGACCAUGAUUUUGAUCCACCAGCUGACAUGCUAGUUCAUGACUUUGACGAUGAGCGCACCUUGGAAGAAGAAGAAAUGAUGGAGGCAGAAGAUGAGACCAAUGUCAAUGAGAUUGAGGAUCUUGCUCGGGAGGGUGAAAUGCCCAUCCAUGAGCUGCUGAGUCUCUACGGUUAUGGGAACAGCAGAUCACCAGCAGAGGAGGAGGAAGAGGAUGAGGAAGAACCUGAGGAAGAAGAGGAGGAGGAGGAGGAGGAGGAAGAGGAGGAGGACCUUGAUCAUGAUGAAAGCAGCAGAAGCACUGAAGAGCUGAAGAGAAAUGAGGGUGAGGAUUUUAAAAUCUCGCCGGGACAGGAGAGUGAAGCCCAGGCCACAUCUGAAGGUCGCACGCGCUCCGUCAGGUCGCUCGGCACGGUCGAACUUAUCCGUCCCCAGAAACUCAAGUACUUUGAAAGUCAUAACGAUGCAGAGGAGGAGUCGGACGAAGACGAGGACUACGUUCCGUCUGAAGACUGGAAGAAGGAGAUCAUGGUGGGGUCCAUGUAUCAGGCGGAGACGCCUGUCGGCCUGUGUAAAUAUAAAGACAACGAGAGAGUUUAUGAAAAUGACGACCAGUUGCUGUGGAACCCUGAACGUCUUCCUGAAGGGAAAGUUGUGGAGUUCUUGACGGAGGCGUCAAGGCGAACAGGAGACGAGAAGGGAGUGGAUGCAAUCCCUGAGGGAUCCCAUAUCAAGGACAAUGAGCAGGCAUUAUAUGAACUUGUGAAAUGUGACUUUGACACAGAAGAAGCGCUGAGGAGACUGAGGUUUAACGUUAAAGCUGCCAGAGAGGAGAUAUCUGUUUGGACUGAAGAGGAAUGUAGAAAUUUUGAACAAGGGCUAAAAGCUUAUGGAAAAGACUUUCAUUUAAUACAGGCCAACAAGGUGAGAACUAGGUCUGUAGGAGAAUGUGUGGCCUUUUAUUACAUGUGGAAGAAGUCUGAGCGUUAUGAUUUCUUUGCACAGCAAACCAGACUUGGAAAAAGAAAAUACAACCUUCACCCUGGUGUCACAGACUACAUGGACAGACUACUAGAUGAGACGGAGAGCGCGGCGUCCAGCAGGGCGGCGUCGCCGCCUCCCACCACCUCCAGCAGCAGUGCCAGCCACUCUGAGAGGGAGGACGGCAGCAGCCAGAACGGUGUAGCCAGCCACCCGGUGGAGCUCUCUCAGCUUCCUCCCACCAGCCUGCUCAAACCCGAGGGGCUUCAGCCCAACGGCCCGUCUCACCCAGAGGCAGAGCUGCCUCCCCCCGUCGCAGAGAGCAACUCCAACGGCUGCGAGCCGCCCAUCCUGCCCAGCCUGCCCAGCGCCCCCUCCCUGCCCUCCCUGCCCAGCUUGCCCAGCCUGCCCAGCCUGCCCAGCCUGCCCAGCCUCACCAGGAACGGUUCUCUGGAGGCCGUACUGGACCACAAGAACACGGCGGCGCCGGCCCUCGACAGGCCGGCCAAACGCUGCAGGACAGAGGCUGAAACUUUGGGCCCGGGUGAGGUGGAAACGCCCCGAACGCUGGAGAAAUGAAGGCUCCAGGGACCAGCGACUCCAGGAACCUGCCCCGGGGGGGCCAGGACCUUCACACCACGUUCCCACCAGCCGGGUGUUUAGUGGAUCUGAGACUCGGGUGUCUCUAGAGCAGACUGCAGCUCAGCGGGUGCUGACGGUCGGACCUGGAGCUGCAGCUCCGAGCUGCAGGAGGACGGGGAGCUGCUGCGCCGCCCCGUCCCUCCACCCCCGACACACGGCCGGGAACAAACACCCCAAAGCAACACGCGCAGAUUGUACCCCAACCAACAUCUAGUCCAUUCUGGUUUUUUGAAGACUGACAACAUUUUUGCCAAGAAUUUUGUUUUUUUUUUCUAUUUGUACUUUAAAGAAAAUAAAAUCACCUGUGAUAUUUUUUUACUUGAGAUAUUUAUAUUUUUUAACCAAAUAAAAUCUAAUGAUGGAUUCUUUCUGUUCAAGCCAUUCGUUUGCUCUUAAGGAUCUGAUGAAAUAGGACAUUUUUUAAAUGAUUUUAAAGUUUUGGAAAAGGAUGCAAAGUUGGCAGAGCCCAGGAGGAGGAGCCGGCUGGCGUCGUUGCACUUUUGAUUGUAUGUUCUUAUCUUUGAUAAGUGAGCCCAGCAGAGAAACGUUUCCACUCCCUCUGUGUGUGUUUAUGGUGAAUGAGCCGGGGGUUCGUUUGUGAAGAGCAGCUGACAUCAGUGAUGUCCUGUAUAAUAACUCAUCUAGAUCUCUGUAUUUUUGGAUUUUUUCAUAGUUGGUGCUUUGCUCAACACUUUCUUUUUACUAGACAGAAUGUGAUUUUUAUAAAGUUUGUAUACAUUUCUUAUCUUGAGCAGUUUGGAGUUUUUUUCCUUUCUUUUUUCCACGACUGUAUCUUAUGUGUAGGUGGAAACUGCGUAGUGCUUGAUUUGAUUCCUCCCGUUUCAGCAGCACUUCCAGCUCCAUGUGAAGCUCCGGCCGAGCAGCCGCCUGGUCGCUCGUACGGCUUUGCCUUUUGAUUUGAAAUAAUACAGAUGUUCAGGUUUAGUUUAACUGAAAGUUAAGUAGCAUUCCUCGUGAAAUGGUUUGGGAGCAGUGAAAUUCCCAGCGGUUGAGCAGAACUGGUCGUGGAACGCUGAUCCGGAGGACUUGUCUUGGUACAGAAGCUGUCCGGCUCCACGCUUUAAUCUUCUACUUUGUGCUCAGCUUUGGACUUACAUUCAGAAAUUAAAAUUAUUUGAUAAACGUCAAACCAUGUAUUUUAUUUUUUUUGGUUGAAAUCAUGCCAUAUGUAUAAAUGAUAAAUAAAAAUGAAUAUUCCAAGGAAUAUGAAUGGAAUAUUAAUAAAUGUACUAAUGAAUCUGA
This is a messenger RNA of Cololabis saira (Pacific saury), 2970 nucleotides long. RefSeq names its product mesoderm induction early response 1b, transcriptional regulator (gene mier1b). Lineage: Eukaryota; Metazoa; Chordata; Actinopteri; Beloniformes; Belonidae. Gene Ontology annotation, cellular component: nucleoplasm. The transcript has 13 exons. The record is from RefSeq and is a predicted model, not a curated record. Gene Ontology annotation, molecular function: histone deacetylase binding; transcription corepressor activity. The coding region runs from base 34 to 1644 and encodes 536 amino acids. Gene Ontology annotation, biological process: negative regulation of transcription by RNA polymerase II.